AUGCGGGGCUGGUGCGCGCGCUGGAGCGGCGGCGGACGCGCCCGCCUCCGUUGGCUGGCAGCGCUGCUCUGCUGGGCCGCCCUCGCCGCGGUGGCACUGCCGCGCCUCCAGGCGCCGCCCACGCCGCGCCCCGCCGCCCCUGCGCCCCCCGCGAGGCUCCUCCUCCAGUCAGAGGCGGCUGCCUCCACCCCAGCGGUCGUCACGCAACCCCUCCCCGCCACAGACACCAGAGUGCUAACAGAGGACGAGCUAAGGGCGGACGCCGAGCGCAGGCUCCCCUCCCUACCGCUGGCUUACUGGCACCGACACAAAGACGACAAGAACAAGUUCUACAAGAAGAAGGACUGCGCCCCCUUCCCGUCGAUAUACGACCUCGAGUUCCACAACACGUACUGGCAGACGCUGCGCGCUAGCAACGGCGUGUUCCACCUGUACGGCGCAUACAUGGACGCGAGGAACACGUCGCGUAUAGGGCCCGCGGUGCGCGUGCUCGCCGUGCACGACCGCAUCAAGCCGACGCUGGCGACGCACUGCCAGCUCUGGUUCGAGGAGCGCGAGGCGCCCGUGGUGGUGCGCAACCUCGAGUACAAGUACGUGUGGAACAGCAAGUGGGGCAACUACCGCGACCACGUGCUGCAGCCGUACCUGCUCGCGUGCGUGCUGCCCGCCGAGGAGUUCGCCGUCUGCGUGAAGGGCCUCGACUUCCUCCACGAGGACCUCUCCGUCCGCCUCGUCGAGUGGAUCGAGAUGGUGCGCAUACUCGGCGCCGACAAGAUAUUCUUCUACGAGCUGCAGGUGCACCCGAACAUAACGAAGGUGCUCGACUACUACAAGGGCGUGGGGGCGGUGGAGGUGACGCCGAUCACGCUGCCCGGCGGCCAGCCGAACCUGCCCGGGCUGCAGCACAUGUAUCUGAAGAAGAAGACGACGCACAAGCGGCAGAUGGAGCUGAUACCGUACAACGACUGCCUCUACCGGCACAUGUACGAGUACAGGUGGCUCGCGCUGCUGGACAUUGACGAGGUGAUCGUGCCGCUGGAGGACGAGGACUGGAGCGGGCUGAUGAGGCGCAUCCUGCCGCUAUCGGUGCCGGCAGCCGGGAAGCCGGCACGCUCGUCCUACCACGCUUCGAACCUCUACUUCCUGGACUCGCUGCGGCACGAGCACGGCUGGGAGGAGGGCGUGCCGCGCUACAUGCACAUGCUGCAGCACGUGUACCGCACGCGCAACUUCACGAAGCCCGGCCAGUACGUGAAGGCGUUCCACGAGACCGACCGGGUGCUCGCGUUGCACAACCACUUCCCGCUCGCGUGCCUCGGCGGCGCGUGCUCUUCAUACGCAAUGGAGACCCGCCACGCGCGCCUGCAGCACUACCGCGCCGACUGCGUCACCGCCCUAAGCAAAUCCUGCGCCGAGCUGAGGGCGCAGCCCGUCCGCGACACAGCGCUGUGGCGCUGGAGGGGGCCGCUACAGGAGCGCGCCGAGAGGGCGCUGAGGGACUUGACCUUCCUCCCCCCGCACCGG
Messenger RNA from Iphiclides podalirius (scarce swallowtail), 1524 nucleotides. NCBI's taxonomy places the organism in Eukaryota, Metazoa, Arthropoda, Insecta, Lepidoptera, Papilionidae. The record is from the annotation of a GenBank genome assembly.